This is a messenger RNA of Cetraspora pellucida, 429 nucleotides long. Lineage: Eukaryota; Fungi; Glomeromycota; Glomeromycetes; Diversisporales; Gigasporaceae. The record is from the annotation of a GenBank genome assembly.
AUGCAAUUUAUUAAAUAUUAUUAUCGUAAAAAAGAAAAACUGAAAUUUUAUGAUCUUAAUGAAAAAUUACAAGAUAUUCAAACAAAAUUUGAAGAUAUAUACUUUCAAACUUACUAUCCUUUAUUAACUGUUGCAUAUUUGCCAAAUAAUGAGAUUAUCAUCGAUACUAAAAAUGAUACAUUUGAGAACCAUGUUAAUGAUUUUUUUGAAUAUGCAAAAUGUAAUAAAGACCAGUUCCCUACUUUAUUUGCAAUGGCUCGAGAUUUUCUUUUUAUACCUGCUACUAGCAUUGUUUCUGAACAAGCAUUUAGUUGUGCAGGUCAUAUUAUCGAUAAGAGUCAUACUUUGUUAGAUUCAGACAUAGUAACUGCAUUAAUAUGUCAAAGAAAUUGGCUAGAAGUGUCUGAAAAAUUCAGUUGGGAUUUAUAA